Messenger RNA from Sturnus vulgaris (Common starling), 5506 nucleotides. NCBI's taxonomy places the organism in Eukaryota, Metazoa, Chordata, Aves, Passeriformes, Sturnidae. The record is from RefSeq and is a predicted model, not a curated record.
AGCGGCGGGCGGGCGCUUCCCCACGCUGGCGUCCGCCAGGCAUUGCUGAAAGACGCAAUGUUUAGCCCCAGAGGAACCUUGCCCCCGAGGCCCAGAGGACCCAACCCGUCGGGCACCAAAGCCCCGGGAGCUUUCGGGGCCGGAGGCGCGGCGGGGCCGCCCAGGAAAGCCGCGCCCGCAUCGCCCCAAGGAGCGCCCCAAAGAUUUUCGGGGCAGGACGCGCUGCAGUGGACGGGUUCGCAGAGGAUCAACGUCCGGGUCACGCUGCACAGGGCCGAUCCCAGGAAGGUCAAGGAGAAGAGCAACCUGCACCAGGAGCAGAAGGGAGACCCGCGUGCCAAUCGCUGGGACAGCGGCGCCGGCACGGCCGGGCCGAAACCGCCCGGCCCGGCGCCGGUCUUGGAGCAGAAUUCCAACCCCCAGAACCGUUACACGCCCGAAAGCGCCUCCAGCAUUUUAGCGAGCUUUGGGUUGUCCAACGAAGACCUGGAAGAGCUGAGCCGCUACCCCGAUGACCAGCUGACACCCGAGAACAUGCCCAGGAUCCUGCGGGAGAUCCGCAUCCGGAAGCUGGGCCACGCCGUGCCCGGCCUGCACGCUGCGAACCGGGGAGAGGAGCCGGCGGGCGACGGCAGCGGCGGCGCCGUCAAGGGCAAAGUCAUCGACUACGGCCACGCCAGCAAGUACGGCUACACCGAGGACCCGCUGGAGAUCCGCACCUACAACGCCGAGGCGCUGCCCGAGGAGCCGCUGGAAGCGCGCGUCUACAACCCCGAAAGCUCGAGCGCGGAGAACCGGGAAGAAUUCCAGCGGGAGCAGAACGUGCCGGUGGCCGUCCCGCCGCCGCCGCCCAGCGUGCCGUGCAACCCCGUGUUCCCGGCCGAAGACGUCAUCAAGCUGCCGGCGUUCCCCGCCGACUCCUCGCCGGCUCCGCCGUUUUUCCCGGCCGAGCCGCCGGCCAAGGUGCCGGGGCUGUGCGGCGCCUCCGCGCCCGCCGCGCUGCCGGUGGUGAAGCCGGUGUCCCAGCCGCCCAUGCCGCCGGUGCUGCCGCCCAUGCUGCCGGCGCUGCUGCCCUCGCCCAUGCCGCAGCCCAUGCUGCCCCCGGUGAUGCCGCCGCUGGUGCAGCCACCCGUGAGCCAGCACGUGUUGCCGCCCAUGACGUCUCCUCCCUUCUCGGCCGGGCUCUUGGCCGCCAUCAGCCAACACGAGCAGAAGCAGCGCGACGCCGGCAACUCCCACUCCGGACCCGGCUCCGCCGGCGGGACCUCGGCGGGACACAAAACCUUCCACAAAACUUUCCACUCGCCCGUAGAGGAACCCAUCAAAUCCCCGUUCGGGGUGGUGAAGGCGUCCUGGCUGCCCGUGUUCCCCGAUUCCCAGAAGAACAAACGCCUGCCCACCCCGUCCAUGAUGAACGACUACUAUGCCACGUCGCCACGAAUAUUCCCACAUUUGUGUUCUCUGUGUAACCUUGAAUGCACUCAUAUGAAGGAUUGGAUCCUGCACCAGAACAACCCCGCCCACCUCGAGAGCUGCCGCAGGCUGCGCCAACAAUAUCCUGAGUGGAAUCCUGAGGCUCACUCCUCCAGCAGGAAUGCCGCCGAUCGGAAGGAGAACCGCACCCCCAAGCACCGCUCCAGCUCCUCCAGCCCGAGCCGGCGCCGCUCCCGCCCCUCGGGCGGCUCCUCUCGUCCCUCCUGCUCCUCCUCCUCCUCCUCCUGCAGCUCCGCCCUCCGCCGUUUCCGCUCCCGUUCCCGCAGCCCGGGCCGUUUCCGCCGGCCCCGUUCCCGCAGCCCCCGGCCCGUGCGGCGCCCGAGCCCUCGGCACCGCUCCCGUUCUUCGCGCUGCUCCCGUUCCCGUUCCCGCUCCCCGCAGCGCGGCCGCGCCCCGCCCCGCCCCGGGCCCCGAGCGCGGCCCGAGCCCAGCGCCGAGCGCGGCUCCUCCCGCCGCUGCAGCCGCUCCCAAGACAGGAAAGCAGCUCUCGAGGCCGUCAUGAGGACCCUGGGGCCGGGAUUUUUGGCCGAGUUCAGGAAACACAAAUCCCUGCAGGCGGCUUUGCUGAGGGAGGAGGCGCUGAGCUGUGGCACGGUGCUGCGCGUGUCGGAGCUGCCCAGCCACGGCUUCAGCGACCGCGACAUCCGAGAGCUCGUGCAGCCCUUCGGGACCGUGAGCGACCUCAUCGUGCUGCGCUCCAGGAAUGAGGCGUACCUGGAGAUGAAUUACAAGGAGGCCGUGAUGGCCGCCGUGAAGUUUGGGGAGACGGCGCCGCUGGAGCUGAACGGGAAACGCGUCCGGGUCAGCGUGGCCGAGAGGGCUCAGGCGAAGAAAACGGUGAAGAAACGAAUCCUGAACCCCAAAAAAACCCCAACCAGCACCAAGAAAGUUCUGAGCACCAAGAGCCCCAAAACCCUGACAGGAAAAGCUGCAGCUGAAGAUCCUGGGCUGGAAAAUGAGGAAUUGGAGCCUGAUCCCAAAAAUUCUGAUCCUAAAAAUUCUGAUCCCAAAAUUCCUGAUCCCAAAAAUCCCCCAGAGCAGGACGAGGCGUACGUGGAGAUGGCGCGGGGCCCCGCCGAGGCCAUGGUGAGAUUCUACAGCGGCCACAGCGCGGCCACCGACGGCCACGAGCUGAGAGUGGAGCACGAGGCCAGACACACGGACCUCAGGGAUGAGGUGGGAAUGAUCAUUUGGAAAUUUUGGGGCAGUUUUGGCAAAGUGGAGCACUACGCCGUGCUGGCCAACUGCCACCGGGCCAUCCUGCAGUUGGACAGUCCCAAAUCAGCGCGGUACAUGCACAGUUUCCUACAGCAGUACCCCUAUUCCAUGGGGGAGCACACACUCACCUGCUCCUUGUCCUGCCACACCGACUCUCCUCAGGUGAAGAGAGAGGAAGGGAGCAGAGCAAGCUCCGGCUUGAAAAAAAUUCCAGAGGGAUUGGGGACGGUACAAAAAACACCCGGAAAUCCAUCGGGAGAGCCCAGGAAAGGCCAAAUUCCAAGCCCAAAUGUCCAGGAGGACAUUCCAGGGGGACAAGUGGAGAUUGCAGAGUCUCAGCCAGCAGGAGCAGGGGUGGAUGUGGAGGGAUUGGAUCCUGGAAUUGGAAUUCCCGUGGAUCCCGCUGGCAGCAAAUCACCCGGAGCGAGGUGGGAGGAGAAACCGGCACCGCUUUGCGGGGCAGGGAAGGAGGAAAGGGAUGAGCCAGAGCUGGAAAUGCAAAAGGAGGAUGAGGAGCCCUCUGCUCCCACCGUGGAUCCUCAGGAAUCAUCCAGCAAAGGGAUCCCAGCUGGAGGAACACCAGGAGCCAUCCCUGGAAUGUCCCCGAGCUCGGACGAGGCUCCCGCGGUGUCACCCGGUGUCACCCAGCCUGCUCCUCCUGCUGCUCCGGAAAAAACUCCCAUUCCUGAGGCUGGGAAAAGCAGCUGUGAGGCAUCCACGGAGAGGAAAACUGUCCCAAAAAGUGGGGAUGCUCCAGGGAAAAAAUGGGAUGUGGCUGGAGCAGAGAGGGAGGGGACGACGGAGGAAUCCGUGCUCAAAAUGGGGGAAAAUCCAGGGAAGAUUUGGAGCAAAGCUGAGACAGAGGUGGAGAAAACAUCUGGAAAAACAUCCUGCAAGGGUGGGGAAAACUCUGGGAAUGCUGUUGGUGAGAUCCACGUGGGAAGUUCGGUUAAAACCCCACAGAAUAAAGGGAUGGGAGCUGUAAAAUCCGAGGAAAGCCAUGUGGCAGCUCCAGUAAAUCCCACUGCAUCCCAAAAGGAAUCUGGAACUGGGAAAACCUUUCUGAAGGCAGUGGUGUCUGUCCCAGAUAUCCUGAAACAGAGAAUUCCCGUCAGGAUCACAGAGCCUUCCCUGGGAAAAGCUGGGGAACAGAAAAUCCCCCUCAAAUCUGGGCCAGAGAAGAAAAUCCCAAACAAAGCCACGGCUCAGCCGGGAACUGGGAACCAAUGGAAAGGGAAUGGAAAUUCUGGGAUGGACGCACAGGGAGACAGUGGGAAAAGCUCAUCCCAGCAGGAAAAGGAUUCCCAGCUGGAAUCUCGGGCGAGCUCCAAGCAGCAGGGAGAGAGUGGAACAUCUGGCACAUCUGGAACAUCUGGCACGAGGGAAAAUCCCAGCGGGAAUCAGGCUCCUGGUGGGGGUGGUGCUGCAGCGUGGAAAGGCAGCACUGGGAAACAGAAGGAGGAGGAAGAGCUCUUCCCUUUCAACCUGGACGAGUUUGUCACGGUGGACGAGGUGCUGGACGACGCCGAGUCUCCGGCGGCGCCGCGGCGAAACCCCCCGAGGGCCAAGAGAAAAGAAACGGCCAAAGCCAACCCUUCGGAACCGGCCAGCAAGAAGAGGAGAGGGAAGAGCUGCGGAGCCGAAGGUGAGCUGUCCUUUGUCAGAUAGGAGGAGGAGGAGGAGGAGGAGGAGGACGCGCCGGUGCCGCUGCCGGGCGUCGACCCCCAGGGCCUGCUGGUGGUGGAUGAGGUGGUGGAAGAGGAGGAGCUGUCGGAAGCCGUGAAGGACCCGCAGGCGCUGCUGACCCUGGAUGAGAUCUCGGAGCAGGAGGAGCCGGCGCCGCACGGCAGCGGGCGCCGGGCGGAGUUCGAGGAGCGGGACCUGAAGGCUGAGCCCUUGGUGACCGUGGAUGAGAUCGGAGAGGUGGAGGAGCUGCCCCUCAACGAGCCCGCCGAGCUGGGCGCCGCCGAGGAGGGAAAGGCCAACCCCGACGACCCCAACGCCCUGGUGACCGUGGAUGAGAUCCAGGAGGACAACGAGGACAAUCCUCUGGUGACUCUGGAUGAGGUGAACGAGGAUGAGGAUGAUUUCCUGGCCGACUUCAAUCACCUCAAAGAGGAACUGAACUUUGUUACGGUCGAUGAAGUCGGCGACGAGGAAGAAGAAAACGCUUUCCCGGGGAAAGUCCUGCCUGAAGAUGAAGAUGAUGAAGAUAUUGUUGCUGUUGCAGGACCAGAAGAAAUGGAAAUUCUGGGAGAUACAAAUCCAGAGGAGGAAAUGGCUGAAAUCUCUAAGCCAAAAGCAGCCCAGCUGGGAUCAGAAGAUGCAGAACCAAAGUCUCAGCAGAAGAAAACGACUUUUCCAGGAGUCCCCAAGACACAGAGCACUCCCAAAGCUCUGGAUAUCCUGGUCCCAAAGGCCGGAUUCUUCUGCCAGAUCUGCUCCCUCUUCUACGCCGACGAGCCCUCCAUGAUCAACCACUGCAGGACCCCCCUGCACCGGCAGAACAUGGAGAAAUUCAUGGCCAAGCAGCAGGACAGUGGUGGGGAAGAGCCGAGCUCCAGGUGAUGGAGCUUCCCAGGAACGACGCUCCAGGGCCAGUCAGUUCUGUGUGUUUGGAUUCCCUUUGGCAUUUGGGGUCAGGAAGGAGCAUCCAUGGUGUAAAAAUUCGGGAACAGACUAAAACCCAAACCAGGAAAGGGUUGGAUUUGUGUCUCCAGUCAUCCGACGUGGCAGACAGAGACUGUUGGAGGUGUCCCCAGGAAAUAAAUGUUCUCAUUGUAUAGUUACCCCA